Paramecium sonneborni is the source of this 378-nucleotide messenger RNA. The record is from the annotation of a GenBank genome assembly. NCBI's taxonomy places the organism in Eukaryota, Ciliophora, Oligohymenophorea, Peniculida, Parameciidae.
AUGUAGAGUAUUUAAGUCUCUUAUAUUGAUAAAUAUCCUGAUAGAGUGUAUGAUUGAUUUAAAUUAUUCUUAGCCCAAUCUUGCUUGAAAUUACAGAAAAAUCUAAAAUUCGCUUUUCAGAUGGAUCUAAAUUUAAAAAGUAUUUGAUUAGUAAAUCAGACCACUUUUAUCACUUUUUUUAAAUACUAAGAAACUCUUUAAAAUUGUCUAAAUAGGAAGCCAUUUAUUUAUUUUUGAAUAAUUCUGGAUUGAUCAAACCUGGUAAAAAGAAUUACUUAAUUAGAAAGCCAAGUCGGAGAAAUCUAUUCAAAAUAUCGAAGUAAUGAUGGCUUUUUAAGAAUCAUUUUAAGUGAAUAUGCAACAUUUGGAAAUUUUUGA